Trachymyrmex septentrionalis is the source of this 2690-nucleotide messenger RNA. Its product is annotated as probable ATP-dependent RNA helicase DDX43. The transcript is spliced from 12 exons. The coding region runs from base 583 to 2550 and encodes 655 amino acids. Lineage: Eukaryota; Metazoa; Arthropoda; Insecta; Hymenoptera; Formicidae. The record is from RefSeq and is a predicted model, not a curated record. Gene Ontology annotation, molecular function: RNA helicase activity; RNA binding; ATP binding.
AAGUUAAUUGAGUGUUGUGGAUUAUUUCAAGAUCUUUGGAUCAUCCCUACGCUCCCCAACGUUACCGGAAGAAAUUAUGAGCGUCGAUCAUUUCUCGUUCAGCUCGUUCGAGAUCAUAGCGCAGUGCUGCAUAUGUUGAAACGGAUACCGGCAACCUCAAGAGGCAUCGAUUUUCCUUGUAUUUUCGACUAUUCAACGAUAAUCGAACUGAUCCAAAGUGAUUGAACAACACGAGUAAGUUAGGCAUCAUACACGAAGAACGUGUCCCAUCGUCUGGGAUUGUUUGUUUAUUCUCUCCUUUUUUUUGUAUAUUUGCUCGUGUCGCAGCAUGUGAGAUUAGUGUAGCGCUGUCUCAGCAAAUCCUGUAACGUUGUAACACGAUACUCACGUAUCAGAAAUCUAACCACAAAGUACUGGUGAGUUACAUGGAACAUUGGUAGUAGACGAUUUAAGAAAGCUUCAAAAGUUUCUGAAGCUUAUCGAACAUAUCAAGGCAUCCAUUUCCUUCCUGCAACGAUAUUGAAUCGUAAAACGCUUUUUUCUGGUUAAUUUUAAAUAGAAAAAUUUCUAUUAUUUUUGACAAUGGAUGACAAUUGGGAAAGUGAUAAUAAAACAUCAUCAAGAAGAUAUGAUCGAGGUUAUGAUCAUAGGAGAGGAAAUAGAAGGGAACGAGGAAGUCAAUUUUAUAGACGCUCUAACAGAUCAUUUGGGGAUAACAAUGACUCGAAUAAACAAAGUUACAAUAAUGAUUCAUAUAGAAAGAGUGAUGAAAAGUCAAAUAGUACAAAUGGAUUGGUUAUGUAUAUUGAUAGCAAUAACAUUGGAAGACUCAUCGGGAGGGGUGGCAGCAAAAUUAAAGCUCUACAAGAAGAUAGUGGUGCUAGAAUUAAUAUCGACAAACAACAUAAUGAAAAUGGACAGAGUGCUGUGACAUUAACUGGUACAGAUAAUGCACAACAACGAGCUAAAAGUUUAAUAGAGGAGUUAUUAAUUGAAAGAGGUGGAACUGAAAGAAAUAAUACACACGAAAAUGAAUCUGCGCAAAAAAUAUCUCAGCCUGAGGAAAAGGAAGAAAUUGAUUGGGCUAAUUUUGAUUGGAACAAGGCUAAUGAAGAAUAUGAGGAGCGUCAGAGGCAAAAAUGGGCGGCUUUACCUCCUAUUAUAAAAAAUUUUUACAAAGAAGAUCCAGCCAUUGCUAAUAUGCCACAGUCAGUGGUAACUCAUUUCAGGAAAACUAACAAUAACAUAGAAGUUAGACAUGUUUUUGAGAACACAGGAGGUUCUGAUGAAAACAUGAAAAUACCAAAUCCUGUGCAAACUUUUGAACAAGCUUUCCAUGCGUUUCCAGAUAUCCUUAAGGAAAUACGAAAACAAAACUUUGAAAAACCAAGUCCUAUACAAUGUCAGGCGUGGCCUAUUCUACUGAGUGGUCAGGAUCUCAUUGGUAUAGCGCAAACUGGAACAGGAAAAACUCUUGCUUUUUUACUGCCUGCUUUGAUCCACAUCGAUGGGCAAGUAACUCCACGCGACGAACGUUCUGGGCCAAAUGUUCUUGUUAUGGCUCCAACAAGAGAAUUGGCAUUGCAGAUCGAAAAGGAAGUAGGAAAAUAUUCUUAUCACGGCAUUAAAGCGGUGUGUGUAUACGGUGGUGGAAAUCGCAAAGCACAAAUAGACACUGUGACAAAAGGUGUGCAAAUUGUAAUUGCAACUCCCGGAAGAUUAAACGAUUUGGUUCAAGCAAAUAUAUUGGAUGUGUCGGCUGUGACGUAUCUUAUACUCGAUGAAGCAGAUCGUAUGUUGGACAUGGGUUUCGAACCUCAAAUUCGUAAGACUCUUCUAGGUGUACGACCAAAUAGACAAACUAUCAUGACAAGCGCUACGUGGCCCCAGGGUGUAAGACGCUUAGCCCAGUCAUACAUGAAAAAUCCGAUUCAAGUAUUUGUUGGAUCACUUGACUUAGCAGCUGUUCAUUCUGUAACACAGAGGAUUUACAUGAUUAAUGAAGACGAGAAAAUAGAUAUGAUGCAUCAGUUUUUCCAAGAAAUGGGUCCUCAAGAUAAAGUCAUAGUAUUUUUCGGUAAGAAAUCAAAAGUGGACGAUGUCUCUAGUGAUCUGGCUUUAACGAAUAUCGAUUGUCAGAGUAUUCAUGGCGAUAGAGAUCAAUCAGAUAGAGAACAAGCAUUAGAAGAUCUGAAGACUGGAGCCGUUCAGAUCCUUCUCGCAACCGACGUGGCUAGUCGAGGAAUCGAUAUUGAAGAUAUUACACACGUACUGAAUUAUGACUUCCCACGGGAUAUAGAGGAAUACGUUCACCGAGUCGGUCGUACUGGACGCGCAGGUCGAACAGGUGAAAGUAUCACUUUUAUGACAAGACAGGAUUGGCACCAUGCUAAAGCACUCAUUGAUAUUCUUGAAGAGGCUAAUCAGGAAGUACCUGAGGAAGUAUAUAAAAUGGCUGAAAGAUAUGAUGCAUGGAAAAAGAAAAAAGAACAAGAAGAUCCAUACGGAAGAGGCAACAGAGGCGGUAGACGCGGCUAUCGUAGGAUGUAAAAUGAUUAAUUAAUGAUGCUAAGACUUAGGUUACAUUGUGUUUAGUAUAAUCAAUACCAGAUUUAACACAUACACAUUGUGAUACUAUUUUUAGUCCAUACAACUUUGAAAAGACUAAUUUCAUAAAACAAAACAGUAUU